This is a messenger RNA of Sipha flava (yellow sugarcane aphid), 13813 nucleotides long. It is a transcript of the gene kug, whose product is annotated as fat-like cadherin-related tumor suppressor homolog. Gene Ontology annotation, cellular component: plasma membrane. Bases 571 to 13017 code for a protein of 4148 amino acids. The transcript is spliced from 42 exons. NCBI's taxonomy places the organism in Eukaryota, Metazoa, Arthropoda, Insecta, Hemiptera, Aphididae. Gene Ontology annotation, molecular function: calcium ion binding. The record is from RefSeq and is a predicted model, not a curated record. Gene Ontology annotation, biological process: homophilic cell-cell adhesion.
UCAGUUGUCUGCGUUCCGUUAACGGGUAUGGUCGUGCCGGUACCUUCGUCCGUCGUCAUCGGUUAGUGCGUGUGCCGUCGUCCGAUACCGAGUGCGUGCGUGCGUCCGUCGUUCGGUGUGUGCGGUGUUGUGUGUGCGCGCUCGCCCGUUGCAUUGUUUACACCGGUUUUUCUCCGCUCCGCAUUUAUACCGUCCGCGUCCCAACGGCGCGGCGACUUGUGCACGUAAUUCUUACUUCUUUUCUACUCGAUAUUUUGUUUAUAGUUUGUUUGCCCCCGUUAAUAUCAUCAUUGUCGAGUACCGUCGUCGUUGUGCUCAGGAUACGGUGUAAAAGUAUCUAAAGUUUUUUCCUUUCGUUCACCGGGCUUAGUGCUAAAAUUGCUCCGCGUUCCGUUUUUGUCUAAAUAUUGUGCGUCAAAGUGAAUCGGUCCGAAGAUUACGUGCGUAGCAGUAGAUAUCUACCGCCGUUGUCCGUUGAAACUUGAAUAUCAAACCAAACUGGAAAAAUGUGCAAGAUAUCAAAACGAGUCAAUACAAUAAGAUGACAAGAACGUCCCAUUAGUAACUAUCAUGGAAACAGGGUACAAAACACUGUGUUUUAAGCCUCUGAUAUUAGUUCUAUUAUUUCUGGUAUCAAGCUGUUUCUCCACAUUUAAAAAUGGAAGUCUGGCUGAAUUGCAUUUCACCCGAGAACUCUAUAAUGCGACGAUUCCAGAAAACGCGCUUAUUAAAACAUAUGUCCGAACGGAAGAAAAAAUGGGUAUUUAUUGUUCAGAUGACGACCUUUCUAUACGUUAUAAGAUAGCAUCCCAACAAAAAAUAAAAUUUUUUAAAGCCGAAGAAAAAAAAGUUGGAAACUUUUGGUUCCUUUUAGUUCGAACAAAGACUGAUUACGAUGUUCUAAAUAGAGAACGACAAGACGAGUAUGUCUUGGAAAUCAAAGCAACUGUCACAACUUUGACUGACAAAAUAAAGGAUAAAAAAAGGAAUGGUGUUUCAGUAGAACUUCAUACUACUGUCGUUGUAUCAGUUCUUGACACCAAUGACUUAAGUCCCUUAUUCUAUCCCACUGUGUAUGAAAAAACUAUACCCGAAGAUACGCCUCUUCAUUCAAGUGUAUUAAAAGUAUCAGCAGAAGAUGCAGAUAUAGGAAUGAAUGGCGAAAUAUACUAUAGUUUUAGAGAAAAGACCAAUCAAUUCGCUAUGCAUCCAAGAACUGGAGUUAUAACAAUAACUAGGUUAUUAAAAUUUGAAGAACGAAAAUCAUACGACUUCGUUGUUGAAGCUCGGGAUCGUGGUAUUAGAGGACGCUCCAAACCAAACACGGCAAAAGUAAAAUUUAAUAUACAACAAGUUAAUAUAUACAGUCCUGAUAUAGAUAUCCAAAAUUUACCUCAUGUUGUUGAAGAGUCGAACUGUGAUAUAUAUGCAAUUAUCAAAGUUACAGAUAGAGAUACUGGUGUAAAUGGUGUUAUACAAAGUUUAGAAAUUGUUGAUGGGGAUCCUGAUGGUCAUUUCAGAAUCAAAGAAACAGGACAUAUUGGUGAAUAUAAUAUUGUAGUUCUGAAUAUGUUGGAUAGGGAAACUGCUCCGAAGGGUUAUAAUUUAACACUCAGGGCAGUUGAUUCUGGAACGCCCGAGAGAGAUACUUAUAAAUCGAUUCAUAUAAAACUGGCCGAUGUUAAUGAUAACGCCCCAGUAUUUGAGCGUGAACUGUACGAAGUAAAUAUUGCCGAAACUGCCCCAAUUAAUUCACCCGUUAUAAAACUAAAAGUAAGUGACAAGGAUGAAGGCAAAAAUGCACAAGUGUCUUUGGAAAUUGUGGGUGGUAAUAAAGGUGGUGAAUUUAGAAUAAACAAACGGACCGGUAUGCUUUAUACUGCUGUGGUGUUAGAUGCUGAACUCGGAUCAUCUUAUACUUUAACGGUCAGUGCUAUAGAUCAAGGAAACGCUGGAAGUAGAAAACAAUCUGCUGCUAAAGUCAAAAUAUUCGUCGUUGACGCUAACGAUAAUGAUCCACUUUUUGAUAAAUAUUUCAUGGAAGUAUCUAUUAACGAAAACGAACCUGCAGGCACAUCCGUUGUAAAAAUAGGUGCGCGGGAUAAAGACUCUGGAGAAAAUGGUUAUAUAUCCUAUAGUAUUGCCAAUUUGAAACCAGUGCCUUUUGAUAUUGAUCAUUUCACUGGUCUUAUCAAAACCACACAUCUUUUGGACUUUGAAACUAUGAGGCGGGAAUAUGUACUUCAUAUUAGAGCAUCGGAUUGGGGAUACCCAUAUAGAAGACAAACAGAAAUGAAAUUAGUAAUUAAAUUAAAGGAUGUAAAUGACAACAGACCGCAGUUUGAAAAAAUAGACUGUAAAAUUCAAGUUCCUAGAUUUACUGCCAUUGGUAAAGAAAUUAUGACAAUGUCUGCUGUCGAUUUCGAUGAUGGUAAUUUCAUUAGCUAUCGAGUUGAAUCAGGUAAUGAAGAUAACUGUUUUUCCAUUGACUCUUCGUCUGGUGUACUUUCAGUAACUUGUGAUUUAUCAGAUGUACGUACCGAAGAACGUUCUGUGAAAAUCACUGCUACUGAUGGUUCUCAUUAUUCAGAUUUAACAAGUUUACUUAUAUCAUUAGUAAAUGCUAAAAAAACACAGGCUGCAGAUGAUUCAAUUAAUAUAGAUUGUCGAGAAACAGGUGUACUUCGACGUUUGAAUGAUGCCAUUGAAACAGCGAAAAAGAACAAUAUUGACGAAGAUGACGAUUUUGCUAUGAUGCCCAGUCGGUAUGGAGAAAAUGUAUAUAAACCUGAAUUGGUAAAUUUUCCUAGUGCUGUUCAAGUUAACGAAUCCGUUCCAUUGGGUUAUACAAUAUUAGCCAUUCGGGCCCGAGAUAGAGAUUUAGGAUAUAACGGUAAAUUGAUUUAUGGCGUUUCUGACGGGGAUGACGAUUCUUUGUUUAGAAUUGACCCAGAAACUGGUGAUUUGAAUGUAGUUGGAUAUUUAGAUCGUGAAGCAAGGGAUGAAUACAUAUUAAAUAUUACUGUUUCUGAUCUCGGAAAACCACAACAUACUACAUGGAAAAUGUUGAAAGUAGUGAUUUUAGAUGUCAAUGACAAUGCUCCUAAAGUCGAUAAAAGAGUUUCUAGCUUUCGGGUUAGUGAAAAUGCUCGAAAUGGGACUGUAAUAUUUCAAAUAAAUGCACAAGAUUCAGAUCAAGGAGAAAAUGGUAGAAUAGUGUAUACAUUAACCACCGAUACCACUCAUUUUUCAGUUGACCAAACUUCGGGCAAUCUUUUUGUGUCUGGUCGCCUGGAUCGUGAACGACAAGAACUAUAUGAACUAAAAGUGACAGUUUCAGAUUGUGCCCCAGAACCAUGGACUUUACACACUGAGGCAUUAAUUCGUAUUAUUGUUGACGACGUGAAUGAUAAUGCACCAGAAUUUCUUGUACAAAAUUACACUGUCAAAGCUCUAGAAGAUUUACCGAUUGGUAGCGUUGUCACGAUCGUUACUGCAGUGGAUCCUGAUCUUGGUACUGGUGGUAUAGUCACUUAUUCAUUAGAAUCAGAAUCUUCGUCUGAAGUAGAUGAACAAACGUUUGAAAUCGAUGCUAUAUCUGGAACUGUUCGGACUCUGAAUGAGUUAGACUUUGAACUGAGGCAGAUACAUACAAUUAUCGUUAGAGCAGUUGACGGUGGUAUGCCUUACUUAUCUUCGGAAACUUGGUUAACAAUAGAAGUUGUAGAUGUUAACGAAAAUAUGUUUGCUCCCGAGUUUGGCAGUUUUUAUGCCACAGCAUUCAUUGAUGAAAACGAACCACCCGGAACCCUAGUAACUACAGUAAGUGCAACUGAUGCCGAUCCACCUGGUGACGUAUCAAGGGUUGGUUAUUCUAUUGUCGAUGGUGAUGGACUUGGCUACUUUUCAAUUGACAGUGCAGGCAAUAUACGGACAAUGGUAGUUUUAGAUGUGGAGACUAAAUCUUCGUAUUGGCUGACUGUGAUGGCUUUUGACCAUGCCACCGUUCCCCUACAUUCUCGGCUUGAGGUUUUCGUUGAAGUAAAGAACAUUAAUGACAAUGUGCCUUUGACUAAAGCUCCGGUAUAUUAUCCACGCGUAAAAGAAGACGCUUUGCCCAAUACACCGAUCAUCCAGCUAGAAGCCUCCGACGCUGAUCUGUCCGACACGAGAAUCACGUACAAAAUAACCACCGGCAACCCCCAAUCGUUGUUUACGAUCUCUUCUAACACCGGUCUUAUAACUACUACCGGACGUAAACUAGAUCGAGAGACCGAAUCCGAACACAUACUAGAGGUUACGGUUAUCGACGAUGGUAUACCCGUGCUAUCAUCUACGACCAGUGUGGUAAUCACAGUCGAGGACGUGAACGACAAUGCGCCGGAAAUGCUGAAGAAAAUGUACCGGUUCAAAAUUCCCGAGACGCAACCCGUGCAAGAGCCGCUGACCCAGGAGAAUGGCACGGCUGCAGUGACCGCGGAAAUGACCGAAAUCGACGAGUUUCUGGACAAAAAACCAUGGAUCUCUUUCGAGCCCAACGACAUCAUAGGCCCGGCGUUGUUCAGAGUCGUAGCCAGUGACAAAGAUUCCGGUGACAACGCUCGAUUAACGUACACCAUGAAAGCUGCCCAAGGAGUGGACGAUAUAUUUUCUGUGGAACCCGAUACUGGUGUAAUUCAUUCUGAAUACUCUUUUAGAGGCAAUCAAGACUUUUCAUUUUACAUAAGAGCCACUGACAACGGAUCGCCAAACAUGAGUUCCGUGGCGAAAAAGGUGAUCGUUGAAGUUCUGAAAAUUCCAGAGAACUCAAAAUACGUACCUGAAAUCCAAAAUCCAAAUCAGAAAGUAGAUGUUACAGAAAGUGAUACCGUCGGCUACAUAGUUGCACUCAUCAAUGCUGUGGACAAAGACCAGGAUUACCUUUGGUACCGAAUCGAAAGCGGCGAUCCGAAUUUGGAUUUCAUGAUCGAAGACGACGGCAAUGUGGUGCUAGCCCGGCAGCUGGACUGGGAAACGCAGAAGGAAUAUAACCUGACCAUCGCGGUUACGGACGGCGUUUACACGACGGCUACGCAGCUGUUCGUCAGCGUCAAAGACAUCAACGAGUACCGUCCGAAAUUCUCGCAGGACGUGUACGAGGUGAACGUGACGGAGAACGCGGAAAUCGGUUCGCCCGUGGCCCGACUGAUGGCCACCGACGACGACCAGGACCUGAAGCUCCUGUACGGCAUAUACAGCGCGCAGCACAUCAACUCCGUCAAAUCGUUUGCAGUCGACUACCAGUCGGGCGUCGUGUCCGUGCAACAGCCGCUGGACAGAGAAAGCAUAGCCAGACACGAGUUGACCGUCGUGGUCAAGGACCAGAGUACGCCAUCCAAAAAGAACUUUGCACGCGUUUUGAUCACAGUGAUCGAUAGUAACGAUCACUCCCCUGAAUUCAGUUCCAACAUUGUCCAGGGCCGAGUGUUCGAGACGACAGCUGUGGGCACUAGUGUACUGCAAUUGUUGGCUACAGACAAGGAUCAUGGUGAAAACGCUGCCGUAUCUUAUCACAUCACAUCAGGAAAUAUCGGCAACGUAUUUAGCAUUGACAGUAAGCUAGGCACUCUACACGUUAUGAAAGAGUUGGACAUGUCGGUGACAUCAGAGUAUACAUUGAUAGUAAAAGCUGUGGAUUCAGGAUCACCGCCUCUGUUCUCUACUAUACCCGUAUAUAUAAUGGUCGUCAUGGCCGACAAUGCUCCGCCCAAAUUCAAAAAUCCGAACGAAUCUGCUGAAAUCUACGAGAACGAACCGUCUGGCACUGUGGUCAAACGUUUGCAAGCCAGAAGCACAUCUUCUCUGUUAUUUGAACUAGUCGAAGGGGACAUGUACAGCUUGUUCUCAGUGAAUCCUAGUACCGGUGUAUUAAUCACCAAACGACAGUUGGACUAUGAAUCGUGUCACGUGUACAAUCUAAGCGUCACAGCUACGAAUAUGGCCGGGUCUAAAGCCAUAUGCCGCAUAUCUGUGCACGUGCUUGACAAAAACGACAAUUCACCUGUACUAAUCAACACUAGUUACAAGGGCCUCAUUAGUGAAGCUGCACCGAUCGGUUCUCUGGUUCUGUUGAAUGAUACAUUGCCGAUGUUGAUUAAAGCCAUAGACGCUGAUUCUGGGUCAAACGGACUUCUUCAGUACGAAAUAGUAGAAUUUGCCCAAAGCCGAAUGUUUCACGUAGUUUCCAACACGGGCGCCAUUAGGACAACUACUUUAUUGGACUAUGAAACAUCACCAAAUAUAACGUUUCACGUCAGAGUUAUUGAUCAAGGGAACCCAAGACGGACAUCUGAUGUACUAGCCAAAGUGUUUAUUUCAAUUUUAGAUGUGAACGAUUGUCCACCGGUGUUUACAAACUUUGAAUAUAAUGCAUCCGUGUUAGUGCCAACAUACAUCAAUGUUGCUGUUGUUCAACUAAAUGCUACUGAUGGAGAUUCAGAAGAGCAAACAAAAUUAAUAUACUCAAUCAUUGGUGGGAAUGAUGCAAAUGUUUACAAAAUCGAUGCUGAAAGAGGGCUUAUAACAGUUAGGGAUCCAAAUUUAGGCAUCAAAUCUAGUCCUCACAAUUUGGCUGUUUCUGUAACUGACGGCAAAUAUUCCAGUCAAUCAAAUGUCAAUGUUCACUGGUAUCGAAGUGAAGAUUCCAGUCUUAAGUUCCAAAAACCUAUUUAUUAUGCUACAGUCAUGGAAAAUGAUACUAAAGUUAGAUUUCUAUGUGCAGUCACUGUUAUUGGAGCACAUCUCAAUGAACAUUUACUGUUCUCUAUUUUGAACCCAACCAGAUAUUUUCAGAUAGGUUCAACUACAGGGAUACUAAGCACAACUGGAAUAGCUUUUGAUCGUGAAGUCAAAGAAGUCUAUCAAAUUAUUGUACAAGUCCAAAGCAUGGAUGCUGAGAGUGAUACAUUGAGAGUUGCUCAUGUUCCAGUUAAUGUGACUGUUUUAGAUGUUAAUGACAAUGCACCAAUGUUUGUAAACUUACCUUAUUAUGCCAUUGUAUCUAUUGAUGCCAAAAAAGAUGACCUUGUUACAAAAGUGCAUGCUAUUGAUUUGGACCAGGGUGAAAAUGCUGCUGUACGGUAUGAACUAUUUAAAGGACCUGGUGAACUGUUUAAAGUAUCUAGAAGUACUGGAGAAGUGUUUUUGCGACACAAUUUAGAAAGUCAAAACAAUGGCCGAGUAAAUGAAUUCAAAUUGAUUGUUGCUGCUUUUGAUGGAGGUCUGCAAUCAUACUCAACUGAAGUUGAAGUUAAUGUUAAAGUCAUGGAUCGAUCAAUGCCUGUUUUUGAUAAACAAUUUUACUCUGUAUCUGUACCAGAAAAUAUUGAACUUUAUGCUCCUAUACCAUUAUCUAUUAGAGCUGACUCUCCACUAGCCAGGAAAUUGAUUUACAGUAUUGUAGCAGGGAACACAUUUGAAGAAUUUGCUAUAGAUUUCAACACCGCUGAUGAUUACGGUGGUACUAGUUUAUUAUAUGCUGUGGACAAUUUGGAUUAUGAACAAGUGCAACAUUACACAUUGACCAUUAGAGCUACUGACAGUGUAUCUGGAGUAUCAGCAGACGUGUUAGUCAGUAUUAUAGUAACAGAUGUAAAUGAUUGUGCCCCAGAAUUCAUGCUAGACUCAUAUAAUAUCUCUAUAUCAGAAUCUGCAUCAUUUGGUUCAUUUAUAUUAAAAGUUACAGCCACCGACAAUGAUACCGAUAUAAACCGUUUAAUUAAAUAUUCAAUCCGAAAAGAUGAAGAAAAUUCUACUGAUUACUUUCACAUAGAUGAAAAAGAAGGUUCUAUUUAUUUGAAACAAGCAUUAGACCAUGAAACGCGACCAUUCCAUCACAUUGUUUUAGAAGCAUCUGAUUCUGGACUGCCACCUUUGAGUACCACUACUCAUCUUUGGAUAACUGUUAUGGAUGUUAAUGAUAAUGCACCAAAAUUUGAACAAUCCUCAUACUCAUGUUGGUUAUCUGAAGAUGCUGAAAGAGGUCAAUUUGUUACUAUGGUAACUGCUACUGAUCCAGAUAUGGUUGAUCAUUCACGUCUUAUAUAUGGCAUAACCGGAGGAAAUACUCAACAAAUGUUUGAUAUUAACUCAAAGUCUGGCAUCAUAAUUGUUUCAAACUUAAACAAGUUAACAACUGUAAAUGAACAUGUACUCAAUGUGUCGGUCAGCGAUGGAGUGUAUACCAGCUUUUCUAGAGUUAGAAUUGAAAUGGUGUCAUCUAACAGACAUAGUCCAGUGUUUGAAAAAUCCCAUUAUGAUGGUCGCAUUCUAGAAAAUCAAAUAUCAGGAACCGAAAUCAUUCGUGUACAAGCAAUAGAUAAUGAUACAGGUCCAUAUGGUGAAGUGAGCUACUCAAUACCAUCAAAAAAGAUGUCAAAGAUAUUUAGUAUCAAUAAUAUUACUGGAGAAAUUGUGUCAAAAAUGUCGUUGGACCGUGAAGAGACAUCACUUUAUGAAAUCAAUGUUUUGGCUUGCGACCAAGGAGCUAGAUGUGGGUUUGUUUUGGUUCGAAUUCGAGUGAGUGAUGAAAACGAUAAUUCACCACGGUUCCUUUUGCCAGAAUACAAAACUUGUAUACACAAUUCCCUGCCAGUCAACACAGGAUUUCUUACUGUAAAAGCAGUUGAUGACGACCAAGAACCUUCUGGUCAAAUAACUUAUUCGAUUAAUGAUAUUGAACCCAGUGACAUUACAGACCUAAUGACUGUAAACAAAUAUACAGGAGCUCUUGUUCUAUUAAAAACAGUUGAAUCCUUAAAAAACAAUGUGUACCAAUUUUUUAUACGUGCAACAGAUAGUGGAACACCACCAAGACAAUCAGAUGUUCCUAUUGAACUAUUUGUGUUAUCAUCUGAAGAUCUUCCUCCUGUAUUUCUGCAAGAAGAUCAAAAGUUUAAUUUAACUGAAAAUGCUCCUAUUGGUACAAUUGUGACAACCGUGAAAUUAGUAUCGGAUGUGGAAACUAAAUAUAAAAUCACUGCUUCUGAAGAAUCUACUAAACUGUUUACAAUCAAUGAUAAAGGUCAAAUAUCCACCACUGGUUUAUUAGAUAGAGAAAAACAAGCAUUCCAUAUACUUGGUGUAUUUGCAUUUACUGAAUCAUCUCCUCCAUUAACUGCCUUAACUGAAGUCUAUGUAAAAGUAUUGGAUGAAAAUGAUAAUGCUCCAGAGUUUGACAAUGACAUGUACAGUGCUAAAAUAUCAGAAACCAUUAUUGAAGGGACCCCAGUGGUGAAAACACGUGCAAUCGAUUUGGAUGAAGGGAAAAAUGGUGAAGUCAAGUAUUUAAUCAAUUCCAAAUCCAUUGUGCCAUUUGUAAUUGAUCAGUACUCUGGAUCAAUUAGUGUUUCUGCGUCCAAUUUAGACCGAGAAGUAAAAUCCUUGUAUAUAUUUGAUGUAGUAGCCUUGGACAGUGGAACACCAUCGCUGAACUCUACUGUUAAGAUACACAUAUCUUUAGUUGACUAUAAUGACAAUCCAUCACGUUUUUCUCAAGCUGUAUAUUCAGCAUCAGUUGAAGAAGAUUCAUUGCCUGGAACAGUUGUUGUUCAAUUGACAUUAGUAGAUAAUGACAAUGAAUUACCAACUACAUUAAUGUAUCACAUUCGUGAUGGGGAUAUGCACUCAAAAUUUGCUAUACGGUCAACUGGUGAAGUGUAUGUUGCUAACACAUUAGAUCGGGAGUCAUUAGAUAAUUAUCAACUCACAAUAAUAGUUACUGAUGGAAAAUAUGUGUCAACUGCACGACUUAAUAUCAUCGUCACUGAUGUUAAUGAUGAAAAACCUUAUUGCCUUCGUCACCGCUACAGAAGAACACUCUCAGAAGGAGCACCAAUUGGCAAUGUAAUAUUAAAAAUUGAAGCUCGUGAUGCAGAUUUAAAUCCAAAACUGCGAUAUUACUUAACUGGGCAUGGAGCAGAACAUUUUACUUUAGAUAUUGAUAGUGGAUUAUUGAAAACGGCAGUGUCUUUAGACCGAGAACAUUAUGCACGGUAUAACUUAGAAGCACACGUUCAAGACCGAGAAAAAAAUGAAUGGGAAUGUGUGUCCAAAGUAGAAAUUACCAUGUUAGACAUCAAUGAUAAUGCACCAGUAUUUGUUUCUAAUAAUAAUAAUACUGCCUCAUUAUCAGAAGACGCACAAAUUGGCACCAUUGUGAUCAAGAUACAUGCAACUGACUCUGACAUUGGUCUAAACCGAAAACUUAAAUAUUCAUUACAAGAUUCAGCUGACAAUCAUUUUAUUAUAUCAUCUGAUAGUGGAAUUGUAACACUUGCUAAAAAACUGGACCGUGAGACUUGUGAAACCUAUAACUUAACUGUCAAAGCAAUGGACCAUGGUUCUCCACCACUUUCAAGUACUACUCAACUAAAUGUAAUCGUAUUAGAUGUCAAUGACAAUCCACCAAUAUUUGUCCAAAGAACAUACUAUGCUACCGUUUCUGAAAUUGCUCCUAUUGAUACCGAGGUGACCAGAGUGCUGGCUACAUCAUUAGACUCUGGUAAAAAUGCUGAAGUUAUGUAUUCAAUUGCUGGUGGUAAUGAACACAAUAAAUUCUCAAUAAACCCUGAGACUGGUGUAAUAAGUGUAUUCGAAAUGCUUGACUAUGAACGAGUGCGUGACUACUUACUGACAAUACAAGCAACAGAUCUAGGUGAACCUCCGUUAAGCAACCAGGCCAUGGUGAACAUUUCAAUUUUGGAUGCCAAUGAUAACGCACCCAUUUUUAGUCAAUUAGCUUAUACUACUCAAAUUAGUGAAGAUGCACAUAUAGGUGAAGUUGUUAUUAAAGUUUUGGCUACUGAUUUGGACAGUGAGCUAAAUGGCAAAAUACGUUAUGCUCUGGUAAAAGGAGAUCAUCAUCAGCAAUUCUCCAUUGAUCCUUUCACAGGCAAUAUAACUGUUGCUAAACCUUUGGAUCGUGAACAGGUAUCAACUUAUAAUUUACAAAUUCGUGCUACUGAUUCUGGUAUUCCUGAACUUAUGAGUUUUGCGUUAGUACAAGUGCAAGUUAAUGAUGUUAAUGACAACCCACCACUUUUUUCACAGCACAAUUAUUCAGCAUUUGUACACGAGGACAAAAAACCUGGUUGGAUUGUUUGCCAACUUUCUGUGACAGAUGCCGAUUUAGAACCAAAUGGUGGGCCUUUCACGUAUGAUAUACGUAACAGUGAUGAUGGAAAUGCAUUUAGCAUUGAUCCUGAUGGCACAGUAAGAACAGCUACGCAUUUAGACCAUCGUUUUCAACAGAAUUUUAAACUAGAAAUACGUGUGUUCGACAAUGGAAAACCAUUCCUACAUUCUGAUACGUGGCUCCAUAUUAAGGUAAUUGAAGAAUCACAAUUCCCACCUAUUAUAACACCUCUUGAAGUCUGGGUAGGAUCUUGGCAAGAUCGUUGGGAAGGAGGAUCAUUAGGGCAUAUACAUGCCACUGAUCAAGAUGAAUAUGAUACAUUAGCAUAUUAUAUAAAGAAUGUAAAUCACAAAGAACUAUUCAAAAUUGAAGAACGAUCAGGAGAAAUAAGAGCACCACAAGGACUGGAUGCCGGCUUUUAUUCAAUUAAUGUAUCAGUUAGUGAUGGUAAAUUUUCAUCAUACUCUACUGUUAAUGUUGCUGUAGACUCGCUGACCGAUGAAAUGUUAAAUGAAGCAAUAAGUAUAAGAUUAAAGUCUGUCACACCACAACAUUUCAUAUCUAGUCAAAAGAAACUUUUAAUGCGUACAUUAAAAAUGAAUUUGGGCAAGGAUGUAAAUUUGAUCAGUCUCCAAGAUGCUCCACAAGGAAAUCUAGAUAUAUUACUCUUUGUCAGAGGGGGAAUAGAUUUAAAUACUAUGCAUGCUGCUCUUCAAAAGGCCGGUUUAGUUAUAUCAAACAAUGUACCCCCUUGUAAUUGUACACCUGGGCAAGGUGUGUGUAGUCAACGCAUUACUUGGUUGCCAGAUCAAGUGCAGACAAUAGUAACUGAAAUGGUGACAUUUGUGGCACCUGCUCAUACCCACCAACCACAUUGUGCUUGUCGACUAGGCUUUGUUGGUAAACAAUGUGAAAAUAAAAUGACUACAGAAUGUUUGUGCUCUGUGGAUGAAAUAUGUGUGCCAGAUAAUGAAAUUGAUGGUACUUAUAAGUGUGACAAGCCAAGAGGUGUUGGAGAUCGUUGUUUAGUUGGUAAUGAGAUUGCCUGUUGGCCUCCAAUGUUUUCUAAUUUACACAUAACUUGGAUACAAAUGACUGCUGCGUCAGCUGCUUUAGUUUUUAUCAUCAUGGUCAUAUGCAUGUUAAUCAUAUGCAGAAAGUGUCGAGUAAAACGUCAAAAUGCUCGUCGAAACAAAAACAUAAAUGUAUUGAAUACAGAGUUUAAGAGGACUGCUAAAAUCAGCAACUUAGAAGUAGCUCAGCGACCAGUUUCUUACACAGCUAUAGCCAGCAACCCAGAUGCAGCUUACAUGGCAGCUGUGGCUUCAAAUCAACUCAACAACUUAGACACUUUACGAAGCUACGGUUCAGCUGGUGAUGAACUGGAAAAUGUUCCACUUGAUUAUUUGCGCAAUUUAAAUCGAGGAAGUAACAACAAAAUAAUGAAUGACCUCAAAGCAAUCCCGGAUGUUACCAGAGUUCCAAGGAGGUCUAUGCAUUGUUCAGAAGAAGACACUAAAAUAUUAGGUGGUUACCAUUGGGACUGUUCAGAUUGGGUGCGUCGUAGCCAAAAUCCAUUGCCCAAUAUCAGUGAAGUUCCUGGUAGCGAAGUACCCGAUUCAUCCAGUUUCCACAGUGAAAGCAAUGAUGAAGUACACCAUCACAUAAUUGAUCCUGCAAGAGAUUUGGAAACACUUGAUGAAGAGUUGUACUUAUCAUAUCGUAGUGAAGACGAUGACGUCGUUACAUAUGGUUUCCCACAGCGAUAUCCAAGUCAGAGUGAACUUUCUACUAAUGUUUGUGAAAUUGAAGAUCCAGAUAUGCCAAUGUCUACAGCUGUAUGAGAGAUUAAAUAACAUUUAACAUUCCAUUAGACGAAUAUCGUCAAAGUUGAUUUUUCUGAGUAUUAAGAAUAAUUUUUAUUUUGUUCAUAUUGUAUAGAAUUAUUUUGAUUAUUUUGUCCCAUUUAAAAUGGGAAGACUGAAUGCCUUUCUCAAUGUUUAACUAUUUGAGUAUGUAAAAAAAAAUUUACUGUGAUAGUUUGACAACUUUUUUCUACAAAUUUUUUUUUUUUUUUUUAGUUAUUAUUUUGACCAUAGAAUUAAAGUGUUCAUUAUAAACAAAUGAAUAACCAUUGUCCAGUGCGUAAAAAUAUUUUUAUAAAUCAUAAAUAUGAUUAUUUUUUUCAUCUCCCAUCGGAAAAAUGAUCUCUUACCAUAUCCGCCGCCUGUGUUUUAUCAUUAUUUUACAGCCAUUGGAUUGGUACAACCUUAAACUGCAACUAUUAGACCUAGUCCUUAUAUAUAAUAAUAAUUACGUAACCAGUGCUAAUAAUCUGGUGCUACUAAUAGAAGGUUGAUCGUAAUUUUAUUUUUUUCUUUAACGACUGAACGAGGGCUUGGGCAAUAAGUAUAAUUAUUUUUGUUUUUGUGACUACUUUUUUUCAAAAUAUACAAAAACAUAUUGUGUUCAUUAUUAAAAAUUAUAUAUUAAUAAAAGUCAACAUUUUAUAUUAAAGUUCCGCAAUACUGUGCCAUUCCAAUAUAAAAAAUUCAAAAAAUCCUAUUUAGCUCUUAGUCUAUAUAUCAUUUUAGUAUUUAUUAAAUUACCAUGUCUAAUUUUUUUUUGUCCUCGUAACAA